Pyricularia oryzae 70-15 is the source of this 6419-nucleotide messenger RNA. Its product is annotated as ankyrin repeat protein. NCBI's taxonomy places the organism in Eukaryota, Fungi, Ascomycota, Sordariomycetes, Magnaporthales, Pyriculariaceae. The coding region runs from base 807 to 6206 and encodes 1799 amino acids. The transcript has 2 exons. The record is from RefSeq and is a predicted model, not a curated record. Gene Ontology annotation, molecular function: protein binding. Gene Ontology annotation, cellular component: cytoplasm.
CCAACACUCAAGGGGAUUUCCAGGCAGCCAUUUCACCCCAAUUAUCAUAGGACCUUGUCUCCCCGCUGCCAUAUUACGCAAUCUAUCCAGGUCGUACUGCCUAGAGCAUUGACGGAAGUCACGCACUUUCGCGAGAGGUUCGCGUCAAAGAGACCCCACAGUUCUAGGCAGCACUGCUCAGCUUGACGCGAACGAGGUACCUACCUCUAUCUGCACCAACCGCGUUUGCAGGCACGGGGUUUGUACUAGCGGUCAGGAUAAGCUGAUCUACUCUCCUAGCCAAGGUAAGGACUGUCACUGUCACCACGAACGUGUUCGAUGCGUAACAUGUCCAAGACCCUGAAUAUCGUCCUUGCCUCCGCUCGCUUGCUAGGGAUCAGAUGGGUAGGGUAGGAAGGAUUCAUUUUCUAAGUUAUGCCCAUUGAGGGCAGAUUCUCGUUCAGCUCAGCUCUUUGUUUGCAUCCCCACCUCAGGUAUUUAAUCAACGAGUUCUCCCUGCCAUUUCUCGAGCAUUUUUUUUUCAAGGGCAGAGCACUCAACUGUCUUCUGAUCCAUUCUCAAUUACCUACCUACCUAACCUAACCUACCUAUCUCUUCGAUCUGGAGGCUCGGGAUCUUGCACAAUCCGACUGCACUGGUUUGUCUACUCUUUUGUUGGCAGCGCCACCUCGUCAGCUAGAAGCCGUUCAAUUUUCAAUUGAUCAUAUUUUCCACCCAUCUACUCGCACCUACCGCUUUGUCUUUCCACUGCGUCUCAACUUAUCUCCUAACUUUGGUGCCCAGCCGCCAUUCACGAGAUCAUCACUAUGUCGUCCACCAAGUUGCCUGCGACUCCUGUUCCACACACGGAGCUCCCAGCCUACCUUGAAAAACACAACAGGGCCCCUGUGGUAGAUCUAUUCAAACCAUACCGUGUCUUCGAGAAUGAGUUGAGGGCACUUUAUGCCCAGGAACCAGACAACGAAGCACUCAAGGAUCCUUACGUCAACGUGCUGCCCCUCUUCGCCUCGCACAUGCCGGAGAUCAAGACCCGGGCCCGCAACUUAAAGCGUGAAUCUGCAGAGGAGAGGAGCAAGUACAUCAUGGCUCUGCCUGAUGACAAGCGCCGGCACAACGGUUCUCCUGCGUUGGUGGAUUCUCUCAAACAAUUCAGGCACAACUUUGCUGUCUUCUCUGAGACGUCUCUUCUGGAUCUCAACUGGGACAAUGUCGUUGUUGCUGGCUCGGCGGUCGUCAAUUGUCUCUUGCCUGUGCCCCAUGAGUUCAACAAAUCAAAACGGACUCUCAGGGAGUACUACCAUGAGAAGCUAUGUCCUGCAUCUGAUGUGGAUCUUUUCCUCUACGGACUAACCGAGGAGGAAGCCAUUGAGAAGAUCAAGGAAAUCGAAGCCAGCGUCAAAGACUCUCUUCUCACCGAAUGCACGACAGUCAGGACUAAGCAUGCCAUAACUAUAUGCAGCCAAUACCCGACCCGCCACAUCCAGAUUGUCCUACGUAUCUACAAGUCCGUUUCGGAGAUUCUCACCGGAUUUGACAUUGAUAGCUCUGGAGCAGCGUACGAUGGUAAACAAGUCUACUGCACGCCGAGGGCGCUACAGUCGUACAUGACCCAGAUCAAUCAUAUCGACUUGUCCCGGCGUAGCCCAUCCUACGAGAACCGCCUCUCAAAGUAUAGCCAUCGCAAUUUCGAGGUGUACUGGCCAGAUCUUGACAGGUCUCGCGUUGAUCCAACCAUCUUCGAGCGCAACUUCCGCCGAACCCUUGGUCUAGCCAGACUUUUGGUCCUCGAACGACUGCCAACCUCAUCUGCAAGGGAUGAUUACCUCGCCAAGCGCCGCGUGGAAAGGGGCAGGCCGCCAAUCGACCGUGACUUCUGGUCUGGUGGACUCAGGGGUAACAUCAAGGAUCGCCACGAGGAUGAGGUUGCCGACUGGGUCAAUGAGGAGGAAAUGUCCAACUACCAUACCUUUACCAUCCCCUACGGUGUCAAAUUCCACGCAAAAAAGAUCGAAAAGCUCUGCUACACCAGGGACCUACUCCUCAACGCAGAGUGGAAUCAGCCCAAAGAGCGUGAAGUUUAUCUUCACCGGCACCCUGCUUUCUUUGGACGGGUCAUUGAUAUCAUUGAGGAUUGCUGUGGCUUCUGCCCGACGCCACACACUGAAGAGGAGCUCGCCGUACAUGAAGAAGAGAGCAAAGUUUAUGUCUCCGGCCGUAUCUCAUUCAUCCAGGAUGACCCCGGAAGACAGCAGAUUGGCUCCUUCAACCCACUCAGUGAUGAUAAUUGGACCGAGAUGGCCUAUGUUGGGAAUACUGCCCGUCUAUGCCAGGCCAUCGUGGACUUGGAUGCCGAGCAUGUCGAGGAUUGGAUUGCACAAGAAGGUGCUGAUGUUAACCAAAGGGAUUACACUGGCCGCACGCCUCUGCAUUUGGCAGUCACGAGCUCGACGCCCGAAAUUGUUGCCUUGUUGAUCAAGGCUGGAGCUCGUUUGAUUGCAAGACUUGCUGAUGGUCGCACAGCCCUACACCUCGCAGCUGUCAGGGGCGAUUUGGAGAUAGUCAAGAUGCUUUUGGACAAGAGCAACGAGAAUGAGGACGAGGAAGAGAUGAAGCGUGAUCUUCGCCGCAAGCAAACUGCGCCGGCUUUAUCUGAACAAACAGAACAACAUUCAGCACCGGAAGAGAAACACGACGAGGAAGCUGAAGACAGUGAUAACGAGUCGGCAGAAAUUCUGAGCGACGAGGGCUCGGACGAGGAUGAUGAAGCCCAUAGCAUGGCCACCGGAUCUUUUGUGAAGAUCAAGCGCAAAGGUGGUGACUCGUAUAAUCAAGACUUGAUACCUGAAGAGAAGAAGGACGACCCCGAUAUUUACGACGUCAACGUUAUCGCAUGGGAUACACCUUGCUCUGCCCUACACUUUGCCAUCGUCUCGGGUAACGAUGAGGUCGUGAAGCUGCUAUGCCAGCAGUACGGAGCAGACGUGUUACUACCAGUCAAAUACUUUGGCCAUGACAACAGACCUACAGCUGCGCUUCUCACACUUGUUAUGGCGCUCAAGCUUCCCGGCGAGAAAGCGAAAAGCAUGGUGAAGACUUUACUCAGUUUGGGGGCUACAUCUGCGCAGGCCGAUAUGAAUGGUUUCACCUGCUUCCAUCAGUAUGCAGAGGCGGGUGCUACAGAACUUAUUGAUCUUUUGAAGGAACUCGACCGCACUGGUGUCAACAACUCCAUCAACCACGUGGCGGUAUUUCGUUACGGUAAGUCGUUCGGACCCCUGCAGUCGGCGAUCAAGAACGGUGAUACAGGCCUCGUCGUGCAGCUGCUUGAAGCUGGAGCUGCCGCUCAAAUUGAUUUUGAGACGUGGCUCAAUGGCGCAAAACAGUCUUCAGAGUAUGAUAUUGUCAGCGCCUCCGAAAGUGAGAAGUUCUUCAGGCGGUCGACAGAGCAGCCAAUCAUUCUUGCGGCCCUGUAUGGACAUCCGUUCAUUAUAAUGGAGUUGCUCAACCACGGGGCGGACGUGAACACCAUCAGCGCGCAAAGUCAGGAUCUACUUGAUCCUAAUUCUUACAGUCGCGGAUAUAAUUCGGGGCAGACCCUCCUGGAUAUCCUGCGCAAGCAGCUCGAAACCCUUCGCUUGUACAAGGGCGAGGAGCCCAGAAUCUCUGAACCAUUGCCCUUCACGGGUGAUGAUAAAGCUCUCGAGGGAGCCAAGCCCGGGUCUUGGAAGCAUCUUGUUGUGACCAACGACAUUGAGGCUGCCCGCCAAGAGCACGCUGAGCGUGUAAACAUCUACAAGGCUCUGGUUCGCCAACUUGAUGCUCUCGAAGGUCUUCGAGAGAAGAAGGCAGCCAUUCUGGAUCUUAUACACGCAUUCGAGCAAGCUGAGUCUACCAUUGUCGAGAAAGGCGGAAAGACCUUUUCUGAGCUCCACCCAGAUAUCCCAGACGGCACGAGACGAACCAACAACUAUUGGAAUAGGGCGAAUUAUAACAGCGACGUUCCAUACGAGUUCAAUCACGGCUUCACCCAUGUCAAGGAUAUGACCCCGGCCCGAGAGGCGGCCUAUGUCCAACUGUUCGAGGCUGCCUGGGAUGGGGACCUGGAGACUAUAAAACGCUUCACCCUUGGGGCCUGGGAUGCUGACCGACGCGAAGCGCCGUUAAUGAUAUCGGUCAAGGAUAAAAACUAUUCCAAUGUCUUUGGCCUCGCUUUUCUGCGUGGCCACUUGCGGAUCGCCAAGGCCAUUCUCGAGAUCGCGCAGGCUCAAUAUACACCCGAGGAGGGGACUACCACCAAGUUCACCAUGAGGGAUCCAGGUUAUGAAUCGGAGGAUUCCGAGCUCCCAGAGGGUGAUACGGACGGGCCUCGAAUUUAUAAGCUCAUCGUUGAUGAAAAAUUUACAAUCGAUAAUAUCGGGGAGAUCUCGAUGCAGGUCAAGAGUCGGACCAAGCCUUUAGAUAUGCUUGUUGAAGGAUCCAGCCCCUUCACUAUUAUAAACGAUGAGGGAAAGGAGCAGAGAAAUACCCCACUGCUUUUCUAUGUCAUCGCACAGAAUGACCUGAAUGGUCUCACCUUCCUCCUCGACACGGCGACACAGCUGUCUGGACAGCGUCUAGACCAUGAAACUGAAACUACUCGCUUCUUUUCUUGCCCGGGACAAACCUUAAACUGGACGAUCAGGAAUGGGCGCACUGAAUUACUUGCUGAGAUCAUCAAGACUACUGGCGCAGGUCUGCCAUUGGAGGACUUGGUUAAGCGCAGCGGCGCUAAGAUGAUCGAAAAGCCCAAGAGCUACCAAGGCCUCACCGUGUACGGAAAGAAAAGAAAGGAUUGGGCAACGGCCGGGAGGGAUGUCAUGAUAAAGGCGCGAGAAUCCAACACUCCACCACUGCUCACCGCGGCCUCAUGUGGCUCGAUUGAGUCCGUUGAAUGGUUCUUGAGCGACACACCCCUGCGCCACUACCUCGAGUUUGCUAACAGCAAGGGUGCCCGCGACGAUCCCCGGCUCAAGCACCUGGGCUCUACGGCUGGUGGGGUGGAGAGAGCCAUCACAAAAUGGCUGGGCAACCAAAAUGAUCUUGUUAUGCACGCUGCCAUCAUCGGUGGUCCCGUGGGCGAAAAGACGAAGAAGCUCGUUCAAUACUUGAUCAAAGCUUACCCUGCAUCAAUGACCACCAAAUCUCGAGACGGCUACACCCCUUUUUACCUAGCUUGUCUUCGUGGUAGGACGGACAUUGUGGAGCUUCUGGCUUCCCACUCUGACCAGGCAGUCAAAGGGCCACACUGGGAGAAUAUAUUGCAUGCUGUUUUGAAGGGAUGUCCCCAUGCUGAUCAGCUCCAGCCAAUGCUGGAACUCUUCGAGCCGGACCUCCGCAAAGCCAUGUUCAAGGAGCGAAGUAGCUUGUCGGCAGAGGGACGAACUCCUCUUCACCAGUGGAUAGAGAAGGCUAUAGGGCAGAAUUGGAGGGGAUCUUCUCCACAAUACAAAAAGCCAGAGGAUUUGGUUGCGGUCCUGAAGAUGUUGCUCGAGUACUCGGGUGGUGAGGAGCUCGCCAUGCUGGACGGCACUGGCGACACUCCUCUGCAUAUGCUAAUAUCAAGACAGGCUCCAUUGGAGACCAUCAAGCUAAUUCUUGAGAUGGAUGCCAAUCUACUAUUCCGCGAGAACGCGGUGGGACGGACGCCUGCCGAGUUGGCGCAUGAUAUCUUUAUCGAAACGCGCAUCGGCACGCGCAACAGCGGGAAUGAUCGUCGUUACUACAACAAUGACCGGUCUGAGGGGCUCGAUACCCUGAUAAAUAUGCGCCCAUUGUUCUUCCUUCCGGAUCAGCAGGCCAAAUUCAAACAGCGACGCAUGCAAGAUCUAAAUUAUACGAGCAGCCACGCCUCGGACGACCAGUGGCGCCAGUACCAGGGUCAGUGGGCAGCCGAGAAUCGGGAGCGUAAAGAGGACAUUCAUCAGAUGUGCCUCGCAUACUCGAAUGGUAAACGGCGUCUCGUGAGCCUGAACGAGGCCAACGACGUCGCAAGGAGGCUCGGCGAGAGCUUUCAACGGGGUCGGUACUACUCGGGGAUGCCGAAAGGACAUGAUGACGGCGCAGUAAGCGAGGCUGGGCAGGAAGAAAACAGGCCGUCGCAGGACUUCGUGCAGGAGAAUUAUAACUUGAUCUGUUCAAAAUGGUGGUCAAAGGAUGAGAAAUAUUAAGUUGGGUCGGUGUACAACCAUAGGUUUGCUUUGUUCAAAGUAUGAUCUUGGUACAAUCUCAAAUUCCUUAUUUAUUUUGAUUUUUCUCCAACUGGACUCGCGGGCAGUUCUUGAGCCGCUAGCUCACUACCCGAAAGCUCUACUGGUACGCCUAAUCCGGGGAUUUUCCCUGGACGUCUUUCGGAGAGCAUUUCAUGGACCGCAGGCCCCUCA